AUGGACUCUGCUGACUAUAACCUUAUUUUGGUGUUGCCAAAUGGUAACAGACUUAGAUUGGAUAUCUCUGAUCAGUUGACAUUCCAACAACUGAAAACUAUUAUUGGUAGAUCAUACGCAGGUCCAAACUACACGAUCUCAUUGUCAUCGGAUAAGAACGAUCAAUCAAAGAUUCUAAAGGCAGUCAACUGGACCAAAGUGCUCACACUCGACAACUUCAAAAAGAUGUAUCCAUUGGGUCUAGUCUCAAACAGCACCAUCGAGUUCAACGAUGGCACUGACUCAUUCAUCGUCAAGUUCUACGUCCAUGCCUAA
Messenger RNA from Acytostelium subglobosum LB1, 315 nucleotides. RefSeq lists its product as hypothetical. The coding region runs from base 1 to 315 and encodes 104 amino acids. The transcript has 2 exons. The record is from RefSeq and is a predicted model, not a curated record. Lineage: Eukaryota; Evosea; Eumycetozoa; Acytosteliales; Acytosteliaceae.